Molecule: messenger RNA, 3444 nt
Organism: Drechmeria coniospora
Lineage: Eukaryota; Fungi; Ascomycota; Sordariomycetes; Hypocreales; Ophiocordycipitaceae
Exons: 2
Coding region: 1-3444 (1147 amino acids)
Biological process (GO): transmembrane transport
Source: RefSeq, a predicted model, not a curated record
AUGCGUCCGAUUUGUGGUGGCGAGCGCCGUGGCCAACCAUCGAGUCCGGCGGCUACGACAAGAAUCGUCUGUCGGAGCAAGGGCCCGUCCACCAAGGCGACCGUCGUGAAGGCGGGCCGAUGGAUCCGACGACGUAGGAAAUGCUUCCAUCUCUCCUCCCUCGCCACCAUGACUCUGCUCGCCGUCCUACUCUUCGUCUUCGCCUCGCCCGUGGCCGCCGUCCGCAUCGACGUGACAAACUGCCUCGCCGAGUCGUACCGGACGAACGAGCCCAAGCCGCUGCAAUGGAUGCCCAAGUUCGCUGAUGCCAAGUUCGACACCCUCCACAGCAGCCACAACCUCCAGCUGAUCGUUUGGGGCGACGUCGAGGGCUCGCAGAACCAAGCCGUCCUGCCUCCGCCGAACGACACCUACUGGAAGAACGCGGACGAGACCAACGGCAAGAUCAUCGAGACGGCCGACCCCAACGCGGACAAGUUGAAGGCGACAACGCUGUAUUCGCGUGUCAACGUUCUUUCCUACGAGCCCUGGCAUCUCGCCAAUAAUUUCUGCCACGAGGGCUUGGUGAACGGGACCUGCCCGCUGGCCCCGACAUUCCUCCCAGAUCGCUACUCCCCGGAUGGCCUUCCCUCGGUCAAUAUAAGUCACAACUUCAACGCGCCCUAUGCCUUUGCUUCCUUCGCCCCCACCAUCCUCAUCAUUUACGGCGACGCCAAGGCGACAAACAUCGGGUGCAUGUCGGCUACCAUCACCCCCGACUUGGGCGGCACAUCCUGGAUCCUCAAGUUUCUCCCGCUCCUCGUCCUUCUCCUCUCCGGCUUCGCCGUCCUCUUCGCCGCAAUUCUCAGCCCCUGGGGAACCACCAACAUCUUCCACUGGUCCUCCAACUACGGCCGAGAUGCCGACCUCUUGAGGCUCAUCACCCCCGGCUUCGGCGACUGCUUGCAGUAUAUCCAGUUCAUCGCCCUCACCGGCGGCCUGUCCCUCAGCUAUCCUGGCUACUAUCAGCCAGUCGUGAGCCAGGUCGGCUGGUCCGCCCUCAUGUUCAACGAAAGCCUCGUCACGAACGCGCCGUCCUGGCAGAGCCUCGUCGACGGCAUCUACGUCACCAACGUCACCGACGGCUAUGGCCUUCACGAGCUCGGCCAGUUGAUAGGCAUGGCCGAGAGCGCCGACAUCUGGCCCGGCAUGAUGGUUUGGCUGUGCGUCAUCAUUGCCGGCGUCUUCGUCCUCUUCCAGGCCGGCUUCCUCGUCCAGUGGCUCUGGCGCAGGAUCAACAACAUUGCCGAGGAGGACCUGCGAGCCAAGAACAUCCCCUUUAGCGUCGGAAACGUCGUCCGCAUAGUCUUCAACUACAUGCUGAUGCCCAUCGUCGCCCUCUCGACUUUCCAGCUAUUCAUCGCCGGAGAAUCCCCCGCAUACAUCGUCGCCCUCGCCGCCCUCACCCUGCUGAUCCUCAUCGGCUGUGCCGUCUGGAUCCUGUUGCUCAUCAUCCGGACACGACCAAAGUCGGUCCUCUUCGACGACCUGCCCACCGUCCUCCGCUACGGUCCCUUGUAUAACACGUACGCUGAUGAGGUUGCCGCCUUUGCCCUCAUUCCCAUCCUGCUCAAUUUCAUCCGCGGCAUCGCCAUCGGCGCCGUUCAGACGAGCGGCGUUUCCCAGAUCGUCAUGCUCGCCAUCUGCGAGGUCCUGCAGAUCUUCACCCUGCAUGCGUUCCGCCCUUUCAGCUCCCCGACGUCGAUGAACGCCUACCAUACCCUCUUCGCCGUCCUUCGAGCCGUCACCAUCCUGCUCAUGGUCGCCUUCGUGCCGACCCUGGGCGUCACCGAAGGCCCCAAGGGAUGGAUCGGGUACGCCAUCCUCCUGAUCCACGGUGGCGUCCUGAUACUUGGCUUCUUCCUGAGCGCCCUGAGGACUCUCAUCGAGGUCAUCGCCCGCAUGCUCGGCGCCGGCGGAGAUAAUGUCACAGGCCUGACGCGAGGCGGGCUCUCCAAGAUCUUUGGCAUGCGCCAGCUGUCGCGACGGGAGAUCCACCGUGCGGCGGGCCCGUCGAGGGUCAGUCAGCUAUCGACGGCGGCCAUGCUGGACGCCGAAGAGGGCCACCGGUCCGGCUACGUGAUGCCGGGCGGCAGGGUUCGCUCCGGAUCGGUGGCCAGCCUCGACGCCGUCGUCGUCCACCACCGGCACAAGAGCAGCUCGGCGCUCGACUACAGCGAUGCGUACUCGAAUCCUCACCGAGCCCUCGACACGCCCACUUCCUACAUGCCCGGCACCCCCGGCGAUUCGAGCACCUUUUCCUUCGUUGGAUCCCCAACCUCGGCACGACACGUCCUCUCCCAUCUGGGCAUGGAGAAUACUGAUCCUUUCUACCGGCCACCACGCCGGCGGCGCGACAACUUUCGUGACUCGGAGUCCUCUGACGCGCCGCCUGUUUCGACUCAUUCGAAACAGGUCGUUCAAGACGCCGCAAGGUCCUCGGAUGAGAUGCCCAGGGGGCCGACCCCGCCGCCAUCGAACGAGCCGAAAGUGCCAAACGCAAUAAUGAACCUUCCGGCGAACCGCCCCGACUACUCGACACGCGAAGUCGACUUUUAUUACGGUGUCCGAGGCCCGGCCUUGAACUCGGAAGGCCCUGGCCGAAGGCUUGGUACGGGACCGGCCGACCCCACCGGGCCUGUGGCCACCGCAACGGGCUGGUUCCGUACCAUCUUCGGCGGCAAGACGAAAGAAAAGGGCAAGGGCUUCGAGGUCGUACGAUCCUCGAGAAUGCCCACCGCGAUGGUACGAAAUGGCGGCUUCGGGGACGAGACGCCGCCGGAGGGCAUCCCUGUCGCCAUGGGUGUUUUGAGGAAUGGCCCUAUCGAUUCGGAUGAUGACGUCCCUCAGUCGACACCGUCCCCGAAGCGCCCCGUCGACUUGCUCACGGGUGGUGAAGGUCCGCCAGAAUCUGGUUCGGAGGAGCCGGCGUCGGCAACCGAGGAGCGAAACAUCGCAAGCGAGCAGUCAACGGGAGAGUUGGGGCAAGCCGAUGAGCUUGAUGGCGGGCUCGAUGUGCCGCUACCGGCGAUACCUCGAAAGAGCUCGAAGAGAAACUCGCAGAUAAUGGACCACCGCUAUCUACCGUCACUCAGCAUCGUGGAAUCCAACUCCAGACCGUCGCGGAACAAUGGCAGCGUCGACGGCGACUCGAUCCGCCGGUACCGGCUAUCUGCAUUGCCGUUUGAGAGUGCUGUGUCUCAAAAACGCUUGUCGACAAAUUCGUCAGUGGAUUUCGCCACCAAUUUCAUCGAUGUCAAUAUCCAGAACAGUCGGGACAGUGUGACGCCCAAUGAUGAGCCAUUCUCGCCCGACAAUGCUCGUUCGUUCGAGCCCGAAUCACCGACAGACCUGCUGGGGAGCUCGGCCAGGCUGAUGGGUGGAAGUACGGCUCGCAGAGCUUGA